ACAGCCGCAGUUUCAGUCGUCGUCGCACCGUCGUCAUCGUCGUCGUCGUCGCCGCCGUCGCCGUCGCUGUCGUCGCCGUCCAUCACGAUCUGCAGCGAUCGCGGUACGUCGUAUUCACAGACACGCGCCAGUCGCCGCACACACGCGUACGCACGCACUCGCUCAUUCCAUUCGGCCGAGCACGUGUGAGCACGUCCCGACGGGAUCGCAAGAAGGCACAAGCGGACGCGGACAAGACCAACUCGACGGCAAUUCGGUUGAACAAGGAAUCAUUUAUUUUUAAUUUGAUUCUAUACGAUUCAAAUUAUUUUAUUUAUUUGGCACUACAGUUUUAAGAUGGCUGAAUUUCGAAACUAUAAGAACGAUCAAUCGUUUUUAAAGACUAUGUUAAGAAGGAAAAAGGAAUCCGAUUUGAGCGCUGAGCCAACAAAAAAUCAACUAAGCCGUGUACUUGGACUAGUGGACUUGAUUUCUCUUGGCGUCGGUUCAACUCUUGGACUUGGCGCUUAUGUACUAGCUGGAGAAGUUGCAGUUAAAUUUACGGGGCCCGCAGUAGUUUUGUCAUUUGCUUUUGCAGCUAUAGCGUCGGCUCUGUCAGGAUUAUGCUAUGCCGAGUUUGCUAGUCGUGUACCAAAAGCUGGGUCAGCAUAUGCGUUCAGCUAUGUUGGUAUAGGUGAAAUAGUGGCAUUUCUCAUUGGAUGGGAUUUAAUAUUAGAAUACAGUAUCGGAUGUGCCAGCAUUGCAAGAGCUUUAAGUGGGCAUAUUGAUAAACCACUUGGUUAUCCAAUGAGAAAUUAUUUUCAACAAACGUUUCCAAUGAAUGUCGAUUUUUUGGCUCCAUAUCCAGAUCUUUUUUCAUUUACGUCUAUUCUAAUGUUAACUUUGCUGAUUGCAUGGGGAAUGCGAGAAUCAUCUUUACUUAACAAGAUAUUUACCAUUGUCAAUCUGCUUACAGUUUCUACAGUCGUCAUAACUGGUCUAUUCAAAAUUGAUUUUUACAACUGGAGCAUACCAAAAGAAAGUAUACCACCGAAUGUGAAAGGCGGAGAAGGUGGAUUUUUACCAUUUGGAUGGUCUGGAGUAUUUAUGGGAGCAGCGACGUGUUUUUACGGAUUUGUCGGAUUCGAUGCCAUAGCUACUACUGGUGAAGAAGCCAAACGUCCUACAAGAGACAUACCUUUGGCAAUAGUUAUAUCGUUAUCCAUCAUCACGUUAUCGUAUUGCAGCGUAGCUAUCAUAUUGACACUCAUGUGGCCAUACUAUUACCAGGAUCCGGAAGCUCCCUUCCCACAUAUAUACCAACAGAUAGGAUGGCAUGUACUUGAAUGGAUUGUUACAAUCGGAGCAGUGUUUGCUUUAUGCACAAACAUGAUCGGUACACUGUUUCCGUUACCUAGAAUAUUGUACUCCAUGGCUUCUGACGGGUUAUUAUUUCACAUUUUUUCUAAAGUUGAUUCUAAAACGAAAACUCCAUUUUGGGGUACAUUCAUAUGUGGAGCUUUUGCUGCGAUUUUAUCCAGCCUUUUCGAUCUGCAACAGCUAAUGAACAUGAUGUCAAUCGGUACGCUGAUGGCAUACUCGCUUGUGUGUAUAUGUGUUCUAAUUUUGCGUUACACAAACGAUGAUUCCGAAGAGUCUAAAACAAGAGACAACGGCAGAUUUCGUUCAUCUCUCAUGAAACUAUUAUCGUCCAGUUUCAAUCUCCCAAAGUCACAGAUUACAACGAAAAACACUGGUCGUACCUCGAUCAUAAUAGUUAUGGUUUAUCUUGUCGUGUCCAUAUGCUUCUGCUCGUCCAUCUCGAUUGCUCAAAAUGAAGGAAAGUUCACCACGGUCACGUUUGCGGCAUGCAUAGUUUUUGGAGUGUGUUUGUUGGUGCUUUGCUAUUCAUUAUCGAGACAACCACAGUCUACAAAUCAGCCUACAUUCCACGUGCCUUGCGUCCCGUUCGUACCAUGCCUGAGCGUCGUCCUCAAUAUCUACCUAAUGACACAGCUGGACUCGUCCACCUGGAUUCGGUUCACCGUUUGGUUGUUCAUCGGCAUGUUGAUCUACCUGUUCUACGGACUCCAGCACAGCGUGGAACGGUUGAACCAGCGGCGGAUCGUGGAUGAAACGUAUAUGAAACAGAUACGUUAUGAAAUCCAAGUCUAUUAGCGCCGGGGCGACGGUGGUUUGGGGGGAAGGGGGAGCAGGUGAACGUGUAAGAGACAUCGUGUGUGGAUGCGUAUUUGAGGGAGAGAGAGAGACAAAGAUAGAAUGUGAGAGUGAGUGUGUGUAGUGUGUGCAUAGUGCGUUUAUGUGUGUGUGUGUGCACGUGUGUGUAUAUGUAGGGUUUAAAAAUAGAGAUAACGGAGCUAUAUAGAUUAUACAAUAAUUUCGUUAUCCACCCUAUAAUACACCCACAAACGUACACAUCGUUUUAUGCAUUUGUACAAAAGUAAUAAUAAUAAUAAUAAUAAUAAUAGUGAAAAAAAGACGAUUUCUUACACUACCACUUUACUUUCAAAAUAUAACAAUAAUAAUAAUAUAAAACAUUUAUAAAAAAUGAUCCGAGGACAAUUAUUUCAAAAUUUUUCACAAUGUUAAUAAAAUAAACGCCGUCGUCAUCGCAUCGGCCGGCGGUAGUGAAUCUCCGAAAUUAUUAUUAAUAUUUUAUUUGCUUGUUUGUUUUGUUUGUUUGUUUUUUUUUUAUCAUGACAUUUUUACAGAAACAACGUCGUCGAAUAAUUUUUGACAAAAUGCACGUCUUAAACGUGUCGUUUUGUAUUAUUAUUAUUUUUUUUUAAAUGUCUUAUGUCAAAAUAUACCUGUGACUUCAUUUUGUUUUAACGAUUUUAUCUGUACUAUUUUUUUUUUUAUC
Molecule: messenger RNA, 2863 nt
Organism: Melanaphis sacchari
Lineage: Eukaryota; Metazoa; Arthropoda; Insecta; Hemiptera; Aphididae
Product: cationic amino acid transporter 2-like
Exons: 13
Coding region: 337-2157 (606 amino acids)
Biological process (GO): amino acid transport; transmembrane transport
Cellular component (GO): plasma membrane
Molecular function (GO): amino acid transmembrane transporter activity
Source: RefSeq, a predicted model, not a curated record